Molecule: messenger RNA, 1598 nt
Organism: Phaethon lepturus (White-tailed tropicbird)
Lineage: Eukaryota; Metazoa; Chordata; Aves; Phaethontiformes; Phaethontidae
Product: transmembrane protein 2-like
Exons: 11
Source: RefSeq, a predicted model, not a curated record
GUAAAAGACACCAUUGGCUACGAUACUUUGGGGCACUGUUUCUUCCUCGAAGACGGGACAGAGCAACGCAACACCUUUUAUCACAACUUGGGCCUUCUCACGAGGUCGGGGACGAUCUUGCCUUCGGAUCGCAAUGAGGCUAUGUGCCUUGCCAUCCGCAGCCACGUCUAUGGGAAUUACGUUCCUGUGCCAAGCACCGACUGCAUGGCUGUCAGCACAUUCUGGAUUGCAAAUCCGAACAACAACUUAAUAGAGAAUGCAGCAGCUGGUGCUCAGGAUGUCGGCAUAUGGUACAUCUUCCACCGGGUUCCCACUGGACAGUCCGAGGGGCAAUAUCCAGAGGGACAAGCAGAACAUACCCCCUUGGGAGUAUUUUACAACAACAGAGCCCACUCCAAUUUCAAGGCUGGUUUGUUUAUUGGAAAGGGAGUAAAGACAACGAGAGCCAGCGCUGAAGAUCCCAGAGAAUAUCUCAGUGUCGAUAAUGCCAGGUUUCGCCCACAUCGAGAUGCUGAUCCUGAAAAGCCGCGAGUUCCUGCCGUGAUUGAUGGUCUUAUUGCUUUUAAAAAUAAUGACCACGGGGCCUGGGCCAGGGGCGGCGACAUUAUUUUCCGCAACUCGGGGUUUUCAGACAAUGGAAUUGGACUCACUCUGGCAAGUGAUGGGACUUUCCCAACAGAUGAAGGCUCCAGCCUGGAGGUUACACGCUCCAUUUUUGUUGGAGAAAGCAGCAACUUCGGCUCUCAGGGAGGUCAAAACAGCUACUGGGGAAAAGGGGCAAAUGGAGAAUACAGAACACUGCCCAGAAACAAGACAUUUCCUAUUCGUGGAUUCCAGAUUUAUGAUGGGCCUGUCAGGAUGGCAAAAUGCACUUUCAAAAAGUUCAACCCAACUGUUGACAGAUACUCAAGUGCCAUUGGGUUCUUCAUGAAAAACUCCUGGCAGAUAAGCCCCCAGAAUAAUGUGUCACAGAUCCUGAUGGAGAAAAGUGUUGGACUAAAAGUGUUUUUUGGCAGAUCAGGCCAGUGGUUUGGAAACAAUGAUAAUGAUGGUGACAAAAUGUCUAUCUUCCACGAUCUGGACGGCUCCGUGACAGGGUAUCGAGACACUUUCAUAGGCAGAGCGGACAACUACUUGUUGCGUCAUCCCGGGUGUCUCACUGUCCCACGCUGGAAUGGGGUGAUGUGCACCGGGAAGUUUGCCCAGCUUUAUAUUCAGGCCAGACGCCCUGAGAAUCUGACCUUAUCCAUUGCCAGAGCAGCAUACCAUUCCCAUCCCUUGCGGCUGCAAGGCGUGAACAGAGGAGCACCAUACCAGCAGUACCAGCCCGUCGUCAUGCUCGAGCAGGCUUAUAUCAUCCAGUGGGACGGCAGAGCACCUGAGGAUAUUAUCCUGUACCCGAUCAACUUCAACAGAGGAGACUGGCUGCGCGUUGCCCUCUGCUAUCCCAGGGAAGCCGUUUUCCAGGUGGUGGCGGAUAUCUACCAGCGACGGACAGGGACGGUGCACAGCGUGAAGCACUACCUCGCCGCUCCUUCCCGGGCCAGCGCUCUCAACGGGACCAGCGAGCGGCUCUUCUACUUUGACCGAGCAUCGGG